AUGCUUAAAAGCGAGAUGAAGACUGAAGGUGAGAGGCAGCUGAGGAAAGUCCGAUUUCGAAUUGCUUCCUCUCACAGUGGGAGAGUACUAAAGGAAGUGUAUGCAGAUGGAGAAACGGCAGACUCUUUGGAUUCUGAAUACGCCAGUAGUUCAGAGACUGACCAAACCAGCAGACUGAGUGAAGCGGAUGGACAGCAGAAUGGACAUUUAGGAUCUGAGUGUGAUGAAAAUGAGAAUGAGCAAGAUGACUUGCUCAUUUUAGUGAGAGCUACUAAAGAGAGGGGCUUUGGUACAAAACGAGUCAACAUUCUAAGCAAAAAUGGCACAGUCAGAGGAGUCAAACACAAAGUCAGUGCUGGUCAAGCCCUCUUUAACAAUUUAUCAAAAAUAUUUCAGCAGGUGUCUACGGUUCUAGAAUUUGGUCGCAUCGUAAUUUACACUACCAGCCUUCGUGUGGUGAGAACUACGUUUGAAAGAUGCGAGCUAGUAAGAAAGAUCUUCCAAAAUCACAGAGUGAAAUUUGAAGAAAAAAACAUUGCUCUGAACAGUGACUAUGGAAAAGAACUAGAAGAAAGAUGCAGGAGGGUGUGUGAAAUUCCAUCACUACCUGUUGUCUUUAUUGAUGGCCAAUAUCUUGGGGGAGCUGAGAAAAUUUUGUCAAUGAAUGAAUCAGGGGAGCUGCAGGAUCUCUUAACCAAAAUUGAGAGAGUGCAGCAUCCCCAAGAAUGCCCUUCCUGUGGUGGUUUUGGCUUCCUUCCAUGCUCAGCGUGCCAUGGGAGCAAGAUGUCAGUGUUUCGGAACUGUUUUACAGACUCUUUCAAAGCCCUCAAGUGUACCUCUUGCAACGAGAACGGGUUACAGCGCUGCAAGAGCUGUGCAAGUUAAGAAUGGCAUCUUCCCAUGUAGAACCUCCUUUUAUGAUGUCCCCACAGCAGUUUGUUAUAUACUUUUUAAAAACGACCAUGUUUCUG
Mauremys reevesii (Reeves's turtle) is the source of this 971-nucleotide messenger RNA. It is a transcript of the gene GRXCR1, whose product is annotated as glutaredoxin and cysteine rich domain containing 1. The transcript has 5 exons. Lineage: Eukaryota; Metazoa; Chordata; Testudines; Geoemydidae. The coding region runs from base 1 to 885 and encodes 294 amino acids. Gene Ontology annotation, biological process: inner ear receptor cell stereocilium organization; sensory perception of sound. The record is from RefSeq and is a predicted model, not a curated record. Gene Ontology annotation, cellular component: kinocilium; stereocilium.